AAGGAGAUUUUUGGAAAGAGAAGAUGGUGUUGUUGGUCUGACAGCUGUUAAGGAAAAUUACUUCGGCGGGAUAAAUUGCUGCUAAAUAGACACAUUAUUACAGAUAAUUAUGUCGGACAAACAGCCCAGCCAAGCCUCCCAAAGGAAACCAUCUGCUAACAAGAACAUCAAGAAGCUUCGCGCGAUCAGUAUGGUGUGCAGCCUGACAAGCAGCUGGCAGCAGUGGGUGUCGGAAAAUGAGCAAAAACAAGCCAGCGAACCAAGCGGGUGGGCUCCAUCUUCGGUGGGAGGUCCGACAGAGGAACCCAGAAAGAAAUGGACCCCCAAGACGAGGCCGGUUUCCUCUCAAAGCGAACCAGCGGGGGCUUCUAAGGCUCAAGUCGUCGCUUCGGAAAAGAUCGAAAAGACAUCGACUCCUCAUGCGGAGACUGGAAAAGAGUCCAAAACUGAGGUGGUUAAGACUUCCACAGACCUACUGGUGACGUCUCCUAUCAAGACCAAGCAGGUGGUGAAGACUGUGACCAGCGUAGCUAAAGAGAAAAGCGUCGGUAUCGGGCUCCUGACUGAGAAGAUCAGCAAAGAGGCCCUGCCGUCCAAUGAAGAGAUCGACCGACUGCUGAAGAAGAAAAGUUCACCUACACGAAGAAGGAAGUGCUCCAACAUGGUGUCGUCUCUUACCAAAAGCUGGAAGCAGGUGGAAAAUGAGCAGAAACAUGCAAAAGGAGGAGGAGGAAAAGGAGAAAGAAGCAUCAGUGAGGAUACUGGACCACCUGAUGCUGAUAAGGACAGACCGGUUAGCGAGAGGAGGACCAAGUCUGGGACAGAAACAGAGAAGAACGACUCCGAAGAAGAGUCAGAGUCAUUAGCCAGGAUUAAAAGACCCUCCGUUCCAGUGUACAAAAAAGAGGCUGAGGAUGCCAACAAGAUCAAUGCUCUGUCAAAGAAUUACAGCGCAGUGGGAAACCUGAAAAGCCGCUGGCAGAACUGGGCGUCCGAACACACGGUGACCCAGAAGCUAAACCCUUUCAGCGAGUACUUUGACUAUGAUUACUCCAUGUCCCUGCGUCUUCAGAAAGGUCAGGAAGGUUACGGACGACCCAAAGAAGGCACCAAAACGGCAGAGAGGGCCAAACGGGCCGAGCAGCACAUCCACCGCGAGAUAGACGACAUGUGUUACGUGAUCAGGACUAUGGCGGACCCGGACCCGGAUGGAAAGACCCGUAUAACGUUCGGGGAGCUGUUUGACAGAUAUGUUCGGAUUUCCGAUAAGGUGGUGGGGAUUUUGAUGCGAGCCAGGAAACAUGGGAAGGUGGCGUUUGAAGGUGAGAUGCUGUGGCAAGGCCAAGAUGAUGGAGUGAUCAUUACUCUGCUGGUGUGAUAUUAACACUUGGGUCAAGGAGGUUCUGGAAAUCCUCUUAGAGCUGCUUGGCCAACAUAAUGGGACAUGUGAAAUAACCUCAAGCAGUGCUAAGAGGAGGAUUUAAAACACUGUUUGACCUAUGGGAGGACGCGCAUAGAAUAAUAUCAAAAGAACUCGGAGACAACAAAGCCUGUUCGACAGGUUGGAUUCAGAGUGGAUUACCCAAAGAGACCUCUGCUGCUAUUUUUGUAGAUCCUUAAAGACUCUUCCUGUCGCUGUUAUGGAUGUGUGAUAGCACAAGUUUGGAGAAAUCUGCACAAAAAGACUCCUGGUGUUUUGGCUCCUUUGAUAGUUUGAGGAUUUUUCCAUGGGCUGAGUUCAAAGUCUUCAAAGUUAUGUGAAUAACUGGAGUAUGUUUUGAUCCACUAA
Messenger RNA from Sphaeramia orbicularis (orbiculate cardinalfish), 1789 nucleotides. RefSeq names its product actin binding Rho activating protein b (gene abrab). Gene Ontology annotation, molecular function: actin binding. The coding region runs from base 110 to 1378 and encodes 422 amino acids. Gene Ontology annotation, cellular component: sarcomere. NCBI's taxonomy places the organism in Eukaryota, Metazoa, Chordata, Actinopteri, Kurtiformes, Apogonidae. The transcript has 2 exons. The record is from RefSeq and is a predicted model, not a curated record. Gene Ontology annotation, biological process: positive regulation of Rho protein signal transduction; positive regulation of transcription by RNA polymerase II.